UAGCAUAAACAGAUGGGGCCUUCUUCUCUGUCAAGAAAUAAGAAGCAGAUGUGCAUUCCUUCGACAAAGGGAAGAGCGGCUCGAAGAGGAGACCAAAAUGCAUGACAUUCUUGGCACAGUGAUUUUGUGCUAAAAUGAGGUUCGGGUCGUUAAUACCGUUGCUCCUCCUGGCCUUGGCGCUCGGAGCCGCCGCCCAGCAGCCGGACAUCGGCAGCUUGAUCAGUCAGGACCUGUUCAACGAGAUGCUGAAGCAUCGGAAUGACGGGAAUUGCCCCGGCAAAGGGUUCUACACCUACGACGCAUUUAUCACGGCUGCGAAGUCGUUCGGCGGGUUCGGGACAACGGGCGACACGGACACAAGGAAGCGAGAGAUCGCGGCAUUUUUGGCUCAGACAUCGCACGAAACCACAGGUGGAUGGGCAAGUGCACCGGACGGUCCAUAUGCAUGGGGAUAUUGCUUCUUGCAAGAGCAAGGCAAUCCUGGAGACUAUUGCGUUGCCAACCAACAAUGGCCUUGUGCUCCUGGCAAGAAAUACUAUGGCCGUGGUCCUAUCCAAAUCUCUUACAACUACAACUACGGCCCGGCGGGUAAAGCCAUCAACUCCGACCUCCUGACCAACCCGGACGCGGUCGCGACCGACCCGGUCAUCUCGUUCAAGACGGCCCUUUGGUUUUGGAUGACGCCACAGUCGCCAAAGCCCUCAUGCCACGCCGUCGUCACCGGCCAGUGGCAGCCGUCCGCUGCGGAUAGUGCGGCGGGGCGGGUCCCCGGCUACGGGGUCAUCACCAACAUCAUCAACGGCGGGAUCGAGUGUGGGAAGGGCUCGAACCCGCAGGUGGAGGACCGGAUCGGGUUCUACAAGAGAUACUGCGACUUGCUGAAGGUGGGAUAUGGCAACAAUCUGGAUUGCUACAACCAAAGGCCAUUUGCCUAGUUUUAUCACUAGAUCGAAGUCAUUGCUCACGUAGUGGUGACCAAUAAGCUGAAAUGUACUCGUCCUGCGUAUUAAGCUACGACUGCUAGGUGUUUAUCCACACGUGAAGGGCUAAAUAAAGGAUAUUGACCAUUCUGUUA
Syzygium oleosum is the source of this 1075-nucleotide messenger RNA. Its product is annotated as basic endochitinase-like. NCBI's taxonomy places the organism in Eukaryota, Viridiplantae, Streptophyta, Magnoliopsida, Myrtales, Myrtaceae. The coding region runs from base 135 to 935 and encodes 266 amino acids. The record is from RefSeq and is a predicted model, not a curated record. Gene Ontology annotation, biological process: chitin catabolic process; carbohydrate metabolic process; cell wall macromolecule catabolic process. Gene Ontology annotation, molecular function: chitinase activity. The transcript has 4 exons.